This is a messenger RNA of Effrenium voratum, 1044 nucleotides long. Lineage: Eukaryota; Dinophyceae; Suessiales; Symbiodiniaceae. The record is from the annotation of a GenBank genome assembly.
AUGAAUAUCGAACUACUUCGCCGUCUGUGCGAAACACCGGGCGUCCCGGGGCACGAGCACCGGGUACGCGAACUCAUUCAAGACGAGAUCAAGGGGCUUUUCGACGAAGUGACCGUGGAUCCGAUGGGAUCACUUCUGUGCCGGCGGAACAGUCGCAAGAGUUCCAGGAAGGGUGACCCGAAGAAGGUGAUGCUCCUGUGUCACAUGGACGAGAUCGGCUUCCUGGUCUCGCAUGUCACCGACAAGGGGUUUCUUCACGUUCAGCCGGUCGGCGGUUUCGAUGCGCGCAACUUGUUCUCACGCCGGGUUCUCGUUUCCACCGACGACGGUGAAUUCAAGGGCGUCAUGAACCCGGGCGGCAAACCCAUCCACAUCUCUUCGCCCGAGGAACGAAAAAAGGUUCCCGAGCCAAAGGACUUCGUGGUCGAUAUCGGGCUUGGCGACAAGGCCAGGGACGUCGUCAAGGUCGGUGACAUGGUGACGAUGGACGAGCCCCUGAUCGAGAUCGGAGACAAGAUCGUUUCUAAGGCACUCGACAACCGUAUCGCUUGCUGGCUCGGCGUGGAGGCCGUCAAGGGGCUUGGCAAGUCAAAGCACGAAUGCGAGAUCCACGUUGCCUUUACGUGUCAGGAGGAGGUUGGCCUGCGCGGUGCGCGAACCGCUUCCUUUGCCAUCAAGCCGGAUAUCGGCCUGGGUGUCGACACGACCCUUGCCUGUGACACGCCUGGUGUUCCCGAACAGGACCGCACGACAGUCCAGGGCAAUGGCUUCGGUCUGCAUGUCAAGGACAGCAGCUUCAUCGCCGACCGUGAUCUUGUAAAGGAAUUCGAGGCGCUUGCGGAAAAGGAAAAGAUCCCGUUCCAGCGCACGAUGCUGGCGGCGGGUGGCCAGGACGGGGCAGCGGCACAGCAGGCUGCCGCAGGUGCCAAGGCCGUCGGCAUCGUCGUCGGUACGCGCUACAUCCACACGGUGACGGAAAUGAUCCACAAGUCGGAUCUUCAGGCGGCCCUGGACGUGCUGGUGGCGUAUCUGAAGAAGGCUUGA